CCCUAGGCAUGGUCAUAAAAGCGCGCGCAAAGAAGAUGAGUGCGUGCUUGUAAGUGCAGCGUUUUCGGGUGCAAUUUUGCUUUGUAGAAACAUAUUCCCAAGACGAAUAUUAUCGAGAGCGAACUGAGAAUGGCUUCACGUUACCUAGAGCAGAAUCAAGAGCAUGCACUUUCAUCGUCCAUGGUCGGGAACUCCUCACAAGUUCCCGCACAGGUAACUAACCAGGACCCAGUUCCAGAAGUAAAGGAGGCGGGCCCAUUAGAACAAAGCGACAAGACAUCGGCACACCUACCCGUCGUUACGCCGACACAGGGCAAGUCAUCAAGCAGCAGUAAGGCAUCUAAAGAACUAGCUAACCAGGUCCAGAGCACGGCAGUUCCGCAACGGGAGAGGAAAUUGAGGGUGAAGGCCGACACCGAGAUUGGAGAGACAGUGUUCGCCUGCGGGAGUACAGCUGAGCUCGGCGAGUGGCUACCAUCCAGAGCCCUUCCACUUCGCCUCGAGGACGUUGGCACGAAGGUGUGGGAGUGUACGCUCCGAAUGCUUGAUACGAAAGCGGAGUUCCGCUACAUCAUCGGUAUACUUGUUGGGAGAGAGAAAAUCAUUGUGCGCCGUUGGGAAACCGCUAUUCAUCCGAGAAAUGUCACCGCCACUCAGCUUCAAGAGAUGCAAGAAGUUCAUGUCUUCGGGAGAUACGGCGGUGAGCAAGAAAAAGUACAGCCUGGAUGGUUGACGUGGGAAACUGCGACGCAGUUCAAGUUCUACAAUGAUCCAAUCAUCAUCUGGACGAAGCGUUACAAGUCACGAACGUUGCUGUAUCGUGUUUCAGCAUUCGAGAUCACCGACUCCAAUCCUUGUACGACACCAACAUCAACCGAAGGCGGCGUCGUGCCUAUCUCGGAACCUGAAAGUACCAGGUGGUCAAUCGUCGAAUCUGCGGUCUUGAAGGAAGGUCAGCAUGAUUUCAAACCACAGAACAGUUUCGGCCACAUCUAUGAACCUGACGAGUUCGUCGUCGUCCAAUGCACAGCGUGGAAAACAGAAGGCGUGGCGUACGUGGUCGACUUCUACGUUCAGACAGAGCAAUCGAUAGCCGAGCACAUCGGCUCCAGUUACAUCCUGCCAAGAAACCUCAAGGACAGUUCCGGGAUGUUGACACUACCAAUCACGGGCCUCAAACAAAAACUCAUUGGGCAAGUAACAGUGUCGUACCUCAUAGUGAAACCUCUGAGCGAAUGCUCCACCACCUGCGAGCACACAUUUGCGAAGUUCUGGAAGAACACUAAUCAGACCUUGCACGUUGGACAUCGCGGUGCGGGAAACGCGAGGCGAACUGACAGGGUAGAAAACGUAUUGGAGAACACAAUUGCUUCAUUCAACUACGCUGCCAGCCGUGGAGCCGACAUGGUUGAACUGGACGUGCAGCUGUCUAAAGACAUGGUCCCGGUCAUUUACCACGACUACCACUUGUGCAUUCACACCAAGCAAAAGUAUCCAGCAGAUGAAACAAAAAUGGAAGUGGCUGUGAAGGACCUCACGGUAUCCCAGUUGCAGCAGCUCAAGUUGGCGCCGACCGAAGGACACAACUAUGACUUUUUAGCGGAUGAUACGGUGGACAACCAACCUUUUCCAACUCUACAACGGGUCCUCGAAAUGGUCGACCCCGACGUUGGUGUGAACAUCGAGAUAAAGUGCCCAAUGCAGUUCAGAGACGGCACGUGGGAAAUGGAUUCACACUUGGACCUCAACCGCUACAUGGACGUUGUCCUGAAAACUGUGCUGGACUUCGCAGGACAGAGAUACAUCAUUUUCUCGUGUUUCCACCCGGACAUCUGUACCAUGAUCCGCAUGAAGCAGAACAAAUAUCCGCUGCUCUUCCUCACACAGGGACAGACAGAAAAAUACCCGCCAUAUAUGGAUCCGCGGACAUCAACUGUUCCGAUAGCCACGUACUUCGCGCUUAGCGCCAGCAUACUUGGAGUAAACGUUCACACGGAAGACCUGCUACGGAACCUGUCUCUAAUACAAUUCGUCAAAGGGAAACAUCUGAUACUCUUCUGCUGGGGAGAAGACAAUAACCACAGCGCCAUCAUUAUGAAUCUGAAGGAAAGAGGCGUUGAUGGCGUCAUAUAUGACAAAGUGGACAUGUUCGUGGGACCACCGCGGGAACGAGAGAAUGUCUAUGUGAUGCAGUGCAGCUUGAUCGAUUACGCUGACUACUUCAACGUGGCACUUUCAGGGAGCACGUCUCCUAAGCCUGAUCCUGUAGAAAGACAACAAUGGUGGCGGUGCAUUUUGCAAUGAAGCACCAUUAGCAAAAACGUGAUGUAACAUCUACGAAUAAUGUGUCAUAUUGAGAAUAAUUUAUCCACUAAUGUAUCUGAUGUGGAAACA
Messenger RNA from Ornithodoros turicata, 2394 nucleotides. Its product is annotated as glycerophosphocholine phosphodiesterase GPCPD1-like. The transcript is spliced from 17 exons. The record is from RefSeq and is a predicted model, not a curated record. Gene Ontology annotation, molecular function: glycerophosphocholine phosphodiesterase activity; starch binding. Gene Ontology annotation, biological process: glycerophospholipid catabolic process. NCBI's taxonomy places the organism in Eukaryota, Metazoa, Arthropoda, Arachnida, Ixodida, Argasidae. The coding region runs from base 130 to 2304 and encodes 724 amino acids.